Patiria miniata (bat star) is the source of this 1204-nucleotide messenger RNA. RefSeq lists its product as uncharacterized. The record is from RefSeq and is a predicted model, not a curated record. The transcript is spliced from 2 exons. Lineage: Eukaryota; Metazoa; Echinodermata; Asteroidea; Valvatida; Asterinidae. The coding region runs from base 221 to 1204 and encodes 327 amino acids.
AAAAUUCAGAAAAAGAGCGUCAACGCCACAACCACUGCCAAGGUUGAAAUGUAAUCAUCAUAAUUAUCGAUUCCUUCAUUUGUCUCAUGUCAAUCCUUCAACGUCGUUAUCACUUUUGCCAACAACGAAUUGGGCUGCGCACUUCAGAAAGAACGACAGUCCAUGUAGACUAUUGGAGCAAGAUCUUGACAGAAUUAAAUAAACCGACAUCAAAGAGAAAAUGCUAUUUUUGCUCCUUCUUCUCCCGAUGUCUGGCCUGGUGACCGAGGCUUUCUUUGGGUCUCACUGCCAAGAUAGACAAUUGAAACCGUGCACCAGGGGUUGCUCGUGGGGCCUGGAGCGUUAUUUCAACGGCGUAGCGAACCGCGUCCUGCCCGGCCACGGCUACCGCAAUCUGACGCUACCUUCGUUGGCCAUGUGUAGCAGGGAGUGUCUUAUCGAUGAUCGCUGCUUCUCUUUCCACUACUCGGAGGGGGAGAGGCGGUGUGAGUUGAACGGGGCUACAACGUCGCGAUACCCGAUGGCUCUGAUUGAGAGAGCUGGUACCGACUACUUCGGUCCGGAGGAGGUAGGAUAUUAUCAAUUAGUCUUGUGCUUCUUUGUAAGUUGGAUCCAAGGUAAAUCAUAUAGAGCUACGUUUUUCCUUCUUGAUAUCUUUUCAGUUCCAAUAAGCCUGACUGACUGUUGGUACCACACUCACGCAUCAGCCGCCUCCGAGUGUCGUAGGACCGGCCAACACCUCUGCCUUCAGUGGGAACUUUACUACGCCUCCAAGGAGGGCUACCCGACCACACCUCCCUCAUGGUACGCUGAUCCUGACAGCUUGGCCGUGCUGACCGAGACCGGAGUGACCUACCACGACCUGCCGCUGACCGCCCCGUCUCCCGGCUUGUGCUGCUCCCUCCCGAUGACCUACCGAGACCCAGUCAUUACUCCGCAGGGCUACGAGCUCGCCGACCGUGCUGGGCAGGCCAGUGGUUGUUCCGACCUGGCAGCUCAUCCCUGUACCCUGGCCGAGCUGAAGGAGGCUUAUGAUCGAGGUUACAUAAGGGGCUUCUGGCUGUACUUCGCGAUGCCCAACCGUGAUGCUUCAGUUGCUGGUUGCACUAUUCAUCAAGGCGACGAGUGUUACCAAGGUACCAUAGCCAACACACCAAGACCGACUGCGCGUGCGCGAGUGUACUGCUGCCCAAGCCGCGUUUAG